Molecule: messenger RNA, 1008 nt
Organism: Penicillium soppii
Lineage: Eukaryota; Fungi; Ascomycota; Eurotiomycetes; Eurotiales; Aspergillaceae
Product: putative peroxisomal carrier protein
Exons: 4
Coding region: 1-1008 (335 amino acids)
Biological process (GO): transmembrane transport
Source: RefSeq, a predicted model, not a curated record
AUGGCUGGUCAAUCAAAGCCAGCCCUUUCGCCAUGGGGCAGUGCAGUCGCAGGCGCGACAGGCGCCGUGCUCGCAAACGCGAUGGUAUACCCUCUUGACUUGGUCAAGACAAAACUACAGGUACAAGUUAAGGAGAAGAACGGCGCUGCACCAUCCUCCGAUCUCGAGCACUACGAAUCGACUCUGGACGCCAUCACCAAGAUCGCCGAGAAGGAAGGUAUCAGCGGCCUAUAUUCUGGAAUGGCAGGAUCCCUCCUCGGCGUCGCCUCGACAAACUUCGCAUACUUUUACUGGUACAGCGUCGUAAGAACGCUGUACAUGGCCUCCGCCAAAUCACUAAAGCCCCCUGGUACCGCGAUCGAGCUAUCUCUCGGUGCUGCUGCGGGCGCCGUAGCCCAGAUUUUCACAAUUCCCGUGGCGGUGAUCACGACUCGCCAACAGACACAGCCGAAGGGCGAUAAGAAGGGAUUGAUUGAGACGGGUCGGGAGGUUGUCGAGAGCGAGGACGGCUGGUCCGGCCUGUGGCGUGGUCUCAAGGCUAGCUUGAUCUUGGUCGUUAACCCGGCCAUCACCUAUGGCGCGUACCAGCGUCUAAAGGAGGGUCUCUUCCCUGGCAAGAAUAACCUCAAGCCCUGGGAGGCAUUCCUUCUCGGUGCUAUGUCCAAGGCUUUGGCUACCAUCGCUACCCAGCCUUUGAUUGUUGCUAAGGUCGGUCUGCAGUCUCGUCCUCCGCCAAGCCGGAACGGCAAGCCCUUCAAGACCUUUGGUGAGGUCAUGAAGCACAUUGUUGAUAAUGAGGGUCUACUUGCCCUUUUCAAGGGAAUUGGACCCCAGAUCUUGAAGGGUCUUUUGGUCCAAGGUCUUCUGAUGAUGACCAAGGAGAGGAUGGAAAUUCUCUUCAUUCUCUUGUUCGCCUACCUGAAGGGCGUCAAGAAGCAGAAGUUGGGCAAGCUCGUGGAUACAGCAGCGGCCAAGGCUCAAACUAGCAUGCCUGCUACUCUGAAAUAA